Molecule: messenger RNA, 2424 nt
Organism: Cyclospora cayetanensis
Lineage: Eukaryota; Apicomplexa; Conoidasida; Eucoccidiorida; Eimeriidae
Exons: 3
Coding region: 1-2424 (807 amino acids)
Source: RefSeq, a predicted model, not a curated record
AUGACUUGCGUUGCUGCGGCCGUUGCUCCCCCCUUCCUGCAGCAGCGCAGCGGGGGCGUAGACUCUGCGUACGAGGAAGAACCACUUACUCCGCAGUAUCCGGCUUCGCUUGCCACAGCAGCGUCCACCCCGGGGUCUACCACGGCCGCAGCAGUCGGCGCAACGCGGUCAGCCGCUGCCAAGCAUUUAGCGGCGGCAAGCCGCGAAGAGGGGCCCCCCUGGUCAGCAAGGGACGCUGAGGGGGCCUCCCUGUGUCUCCAGCCAUGUCAGGAGUCUGCAGACACUCCGCUCGGCUGCUCUGGAGGCACCGCCGCAGACGCGCUGCAGCAGCAACAGCGCCGUAGCAGCCUCAAGAGGGCUCUUCUGGCCCUAGGCUUUGGAGGCGGAAGAGCCACCGCCUUUGGGGGAGUCGGCGGAAUGGCGGGCAAAACAAGCGACGGGGGGGCAGGGGGCCCCUCGUGGAGGCCCCCCGACAUCCCGCAGAAGUCUUCUGAAGAUCGGCGGCAGCUCGCCGAGGAGUAUGCCAAGCGAGGCAAACCCUGCUUCUCAUGGUUAAUCAUUGUCGCCUUGCUUGGGCUUGCUUUGAUGGGAGCUCUCUGCUGGUGCCUUUCUGCCAGCGCAGCAUUCCCUUCUGAGGCUGCAAAAAAGUGUAUUAUCGCCUUGCAUGCAGCUGAGGAAGAAGGGCUGCUCCCGGGAGGCUAUGGGACCCUCGGCGUCUCGAUCAAGCAGUAUCUACAGCAGCAGCCACACCAGCAGCAGCAACACCUGCACCACGCAUGGAUGUACAAGCAGCAGCAGCAUCACCAGAAGCAACAGACUGCGACGAAAGCAGCAACGGCGGCGAGAGCAGCUGCUGCCGCAAUUUUUGGCGAUAGCAGCUCCUUCAUGGCCAGUCUGAUCGUUGAUGCAACACAUGCUUACAUCGAGCUCAGAAGGGGUGUCGCGCUGCAACAGCAAGCGUAUAACGUGCUUUUAAACCUGGUUGAGGAGAAGGAGGAAGGGCGUAAGCUGGAGCUGCUGAUGCAAGAACCCAACAACGACGCACCACAACUUUCCCCGGGAAGACAGCAGUCAGCUCUGCCUGUGAGACAGCUUUCUGCGGCUAUCGAGCCUGUAGAAGCACACCCAGCGCCUCAAAGGACGUCACUGCACAUUGCAGGAUCAAGCGCAGAAAGCGCAGAAGGUGCAGUGACACCUGGACCAGAAACUGCGAAAUCGCCUCCGCCAGCAGCACUGGCCGGGAGGGAGGAGAACGACCAGGAGGCGUUAAAACGCGACGCUGAGAAUAGUCUUCCACAGCGGCAGCAGCACAAGCCGCAAGGCGAACAGCAUCAAAAAGUGAAGGCUGAAAAUGAGCAACAACAACCAAAACAGCCGCUAGCGCACCGUGAAAAAGAUGAAGAUGGUCUGUCAGAACUGCAAAACGCAGACGCUUCGAAGCUGCAGCACGGCCAGCAACGCCAGGACCAAAAGGAAAGAACCAGCCGGCAGGAGCAGCUGCUCCUUCCUGCUGAAAAGCAGCCGAUCCGUGAAGCUUUGCUGCGAGGCGAACUGCCAUUCAGUUUUCAGGGGCCUCUGGACAGAGAGAGCAGCGUUAGCGGCGGGAGGCUUGGCGAAGCUUCCCAGCUGAUGCAAGCGGCGCUCCAGGAGAAGCGCAAAGCCUCCGAGACGCUCGUGAGCACCUUCGUGCGAGCAGAGCAGGAGCUGCAUGAACACGUGGUUUCUCUCCUGCGCAUGUUGCAGAGGAACGCAGAGUCAGCGAAAAGCGACUCGCCGCAGCGCCAGCACAACCACCAGAGGGCUGCCCUGCGGGCCGUUGGCGAAGAGGAAGCGUCCAAACCAGAGCAGCGAGACGAGGGUGAGGAGAAGCGCGAAGGGGAACGCCAGCAGCAAGCGCAACAGCAGACGGAGGCGGACCCCACGGAGGCAAGCGCACGGAAGCAGCAACUGCUGCUGCUCUCCGCAGAGCAGCAGGCCGUUAGUGCGGCUGCCGCUGUUCUCCGCGAUGUGCUGCAGCAGGCCCAGCGUGUCGCCGCUAAGUCUCUGCAGCUGUACGUCAUAGAGGGGAGUCUGUGGGAGCUGCAGCGAGCUGCAGCUGCCAAGAUGCUGUGGCAGGAGCCGCCUGCAGCGGCUCGCACGGCGGGGGCAGCAAGUGGAGCGCAAGGCGAGGGGACGCCAGGGUUGGUUCCCCACACGGGGCCAGAGAGUGUGCCUUCUCGCAGGAAGAGCUACGCUUUGUCUUUUGCUGCCUUGGAAAAAAGCAUGCAGGGGGCCCCCCUCGUAGAGGCCCUGCGGGCACGAGCGGGGCAAGAGGCCCUCCUGGCUGCGGAUUUGGCCCUCCUCAGCAAGAGAGCAGCAAGCCAGCAGCUGGUGCCGAGUUUCUUUCCCGAGUUAGUGCAGCACUUUCCCUUGAAGGCCCUCUGA